UUCUUUCUUUUCACCGGUGCUAAAUGAGACGCAUUUCUAGCCCGUGCUGGACACCUACGGUCUGUCCCAGUUCGUCUCCAGUUAGCCUUCUAGCCAAACGGGUGCUUUCCUUUGUCGCUCGCCUCCUUGUGCUAGGACCCGAGUGGUAGUAGAUCUAGCAAAAUAAUCGAAGCCAGGAGAAUUGGUUUCGUAAAUAUACUGGCCGAGAGAGACUUCAGUAGGCUAGGCAGCGACGGCUGCAAGUCUAGUUCCAACUUCCAGGCUAUUCAAAGUAUAAGUACCCUUCAGUGUUACUCCGUUGGAACUACCCCCAACAAUCAUUGGCACUUGAUAUUCCAACACUUGGCCCUUCUUACCCAAUCUUGGAUACUCUCAGAUACACCUUUCUACUAUUUUCCCUUUCCUUUAUUGUUCACCUUGGUGACUUUCUACAGAGCAACAUUGAAGAUGAGCAUCAAUCCUCGAAACUGUGCAAGUGCGAGUCGAAGCAUCUCGCCACCCUCGUGGUCUAUGAUAAACGAGUUCGACAUAGAUGAAGAAGCCUCGAUGACGGGCGAAAGCUCUGUUCGCAAUGGAGAACUUGACACAGAAACUGCUGCCAUCGAGGGGUGCAAUAAGAGUCUAGCCAGCCCUCCUAUCGGAAAGCGGCCUGAGAAUUGGACCAUGGCUGUCUCUAUGGGCUUGAAGAUUCUCGUAGCGGAAGCUAAGGGGAUGGCAUCGAAGCCGGUGAUCAAAUACAUAAAGAGAUAUCUGAACGGGACUAAGCUUAUAUUUGUUGUCGGCCAGUCUGGGACGGGGAAAUCUACUUUUCUCCGUGAAAUUAGUGGCAUGGAUCUUCAAAUUGGGAAGACUAGAAACUCAGGGACAAAGAAUUACGAAGUUUGCCCUGCCGUCAUUGACGGUGAGCAAUAUUUGUUCAUUGAUACUCCGGGCUUUGGUGCUGCCGAUAUGGAUGAUAUGGAUUGCUUCUGCGACAUCAUCGCGUGUCUAGAAGUCCUAGGUCCUUUCGUUACUGUCGCUGGCCUGAUCUUUGUGACUGGUGGUAACCAGGAGAGGCUGACUCAACAAGAACUGAAGACCAUACACUGGAUCAAAUGUUUCUGUGGCCCCCAGUUUUAUAGAUACAUUACUAUCAUGACAAGCAAGUGGGAUAAGAUCAGCGAGGAUGACUUUGAGGAGGGGUGGAACAGCAUGCUCAGCAUGUUGGAAAUGAAUCCAAGCUUUGCCGAGAUCCUCAAUCCCCCAGUGACUUCUAGGCACACCUCGAACCACGAUUUUGAGGGUGGCCGUGUCUACCACCAUGGCAUUGUUGUGAACAAGGACCAUCCGAGCGUUCCAUUGAAUCGUCUCAGCCUCCGCCACCAUGGAAAAGAAAGAGCAGAUAUAGCUGUCACCAUGAUCAGGAAUCACUACAAAACGGCCCCAGGCGUGAAGCUUCAGAUAAUCCAUGAGAUGGGCAACAACAUCUCUUGGUACAAUACAGAGGCCGCAAAGGUUCUUAAGCACAAUCCAAAUGACAUCAAGCUCCACGUCCACAACGAUAUUCUUCAAGUCUUUGCGAGGAGCGAGGGGCAUAAUCUCACUGACCAAAGUGGGCAUGACUCGCUCCAGUCGGCUGCUAGCACUCAAAAUCUCACAAGCCAGCUUCCAUGUGCCGGAGUAUCGAAGGCAGGGACGCAAUGUUGUCAGCCGGCGUUGGAUAAUCAGCUGAAGGAGGCUGGGGAGCAGAACCAGCCGUGGCUUAGUAAGGUUGGGACCUGGCUGAGAAUCGCAAGGGACGUAGCCCUGUUCUUUUUUCCAAGAGUCGCAGGCCGCGGGUAAAGUCAUAUAGCAAGCGACGGGCCAGUCCUAGGGGAGUACCAGGAAUUCGCACUCGAGGGCUUUGGAUUGUUGACGCGAUAGUACAACAUAGUCGUUUAGGAGCUAGCAAUAUUACGGGAAGGCGAUAGGUAUUUACAGGCUGUGCCCUUCUCGAGGAGGAAAUACAGCUUAGGCAAUGAACUGUCGUGAUUUUAAUCUCCGAAAGAAAAGCAAUAGUAACGUGAGCAUCAAUCCUGCCGCGGUCCAUCAGUGGAAGAAUAUCAC
This is a messenger RNA of Xylaria bambusicola, 2085 nucleotides long. Its product is annotated as P-loop containing nucleoside triphosphate hydrolase protein. The transcript is spliced from 3 exons. Bases 448 to 1821 code for a protein of 457 amino acids. The record is from RefSeq and is a predicted model, not a curated record. Lineage: Eukaryota; Fungi; Ascomycota; Sordariomycetes; Xylariales; Xylariaceae. Gene Ontology annotation, molecular function: GTP binding.